AGCGAACACACACUUUCUGCUGCUUUCUAAAGCUUCCGAGCAUGGCGGACCGGAAGUGUUGUGGGGUUUCUGCAUGCCAGAUAACACUUAUCAUCCUCCUGGUCAUCAUGACAGUUGCAUGUAUAACACUGAUUGCAGUAAUGACCACCAGGAAACCACACACAGAUCCAGAACCUCUGGGUGAGCCGUACCUGAUCGGAGUGGGUCGAGCCGACUGCACCGGACCACCAGCUGAAAUCCCACUGAUGGGUUAUGCAAACCCUCAGCAAACGGCUGCAGGAAUACACACACGUCUGUUCAGCCGAGCCUUCAUCAUCGACGACGGGAAGAGGAGAGUUGUGUUCGUCACUGCAGACGUAGGAAUGAUAUCACAGAGGCUACGCCUGGAGGUUCUGCAGGCGCUGCAGGUGAAGUACGGGGAUCUGUACCGGCAGGACAACGUGGUUCUGAGUGGAACUCACACACACUGUGGACUGGCGGGAUAUUUCCAGUACACGCUGUUUAUGAUCACCAGUAAGGGUUACAUCAAGGCGUCCAUAGAGCCACUGGUCAACGGCAUCGUAAAGAGUAUAGACAUAGCCCACCGCAACGUGAGGCCAGGCAGGAUCUACAGGAACAGAGGAGAGCUGGACGACAGCAGCCUGAACAGAAGUCCUCACUCCUACCUGAACAACCCCAAAGGCGAGAGACACAGGUAUAAGUGGAACACGGACAAACAGGUGGUGGUUCUGAAGUUCACCGAUCUGGAUGGAGAUGGGAUCGGGAUGCUCAGCUGGUUUGCUGUUCACGCCGUCAGCAUGAAUUACACCAACCGCAUGGUGAGCAGCGACAACAUGGGCUACGCCUCCUACCUGCUGGAGCAGGACAAGAACCCCGGAGAGCUACCUGGACAGGGAAGUUUUGUGGCUGGUUUCUCCUCCAGUAACCUCGGUGACGUCAGUCCGAACACCAAAGGACCGUACUGUGUGAACACCGGGCUGCCCUGCGACUACCUGAACAGCUCUUGUCCUGUUGGAGGGACUAAUAUGUGCCUGUCCUUCGGACCUGGAAACGAUAUGUUUGACAGCACAAGGAUCAUCGGACACAGCAUCUACAUGAAGGCCAAGGAGCUGUACGCAACUGCAGUCGAAGAAGUGACUGGCCCCAUUCAGUCUGCUCAUCAGUGGGUCGACAUGACGAACGUGACUGUUCAGAUCGACGACAAAAACACAGUCACUACGUGUAAACCAGCUCUGGGUCACAGCUUUGCAGCUGGAACAACAGAUGGGGGAGGAGGCCUGAACUUUACUCAGGGCGCUGUGGAAGGAGACCCGUUCUGGGAUGGGAUCAGAGAUGCUCUUUUGGGCGCACCAUCCAAUCAGACGAAGGAAUGCCAUCACCCUAAACCAAUCCUGUUCAGCACUGGGGAGAUGAACUGGCCUCUGCCUUGGCAUCCGCAGAUUGUUGAUGUUCAGAUCAUAACCAUCGGAUCGGUGGCUGUCGUGGCUGUUCCUGGAGAAAUGACCACCAUGUCAGGAAGGAGGUUACGAGAAGCUGUCAAACAGGAGCUGGAGUCUGAGGGAACAUUAAAGGACAUGGAGGUGGUGGUCGCUGGACUCAGUAACGUGUACACUCACUACAUCACCACCUAUGAAGAGUACCAGGUGCAACGAUAUGAAGGAGCCUCAACCAUCUAUGGUCCUCACACGCUCACUGCCUACCUGUACAAGUACCGCAGCCUCGCCAAAGCCAUUGCUCAGGACUCUGUCUCAAAGCUACCGGUUGGCCCUGAGCCUCCCUUCUUCACAAAGAAUCUCUUCAAUUUAAUGUUGGCAGCAUCCGUGGACAGAAAACCAGACAACAGCAGCUUUGGAGAUGUCCUGGAGCAGGUUUAUCCCGUCUAUAGACAGGGUGAUGUUGCUUCUGUCACUUUUGUCGCAGGAAACCCUCGCCACAGCGGGGACAUCAGAGAUAAAACUUUUGUAACUGUGGAGCUUUAUGACAACAGAACGGAAACCUGGGAAGUCAUCUACACUGAUGCAUCAUGGGAAACAAGGUUUCACUGGCUGAAAGGUUCGAACGGCCAGAGCAACGCCACUGUUGAAUGGCACAUUCCUCCAUCGACCCCCAGCGGCUCUUAUAGGAUCAGACACUUCGGAAAUUACAAACAGAUGAAAGGCUUGCAACCCAUCAUCACGCCAUACGAAGGCUCUUCUGAUGUCUUCAAAGUGUUAACCAGCUUCUACUCCCUGUGAUUACACUUACCUGUCCAGGCAGGAACAGAGAGUUCGAACGUCUGGGACUCUGGAGCUUCAAAAGCCGAAUGAAGAUCAGGACUGAACUCUAGAUUUAUAGGAGGCGGCAAAUUCGGUAUGUUAAUAAAAAUUAUGUAAAG
Molecule: messenger RNA, 2374 nt
Organism: Melanotaenia boesemani (Boeseman's rainbowfish)
Lineage: Eukaryota; Metazoa; Chordata; Actinopteri; Atheriniformes; Melanotaeniidae
Gene: asah2
Product: N-acylsphingosine amidohydrolase 2
Exons: 21
Coding region: 42-2234 (730 amino acids)
Biological process (GO): sphingosine biosynthetic process; long-chain fatty acid biosynthetic process; ceramide catabolic process
Cellular component (GO): extracellular region
Molecular function (GO): N-acylsphingosine amidohydrolase activity
Source: RefSeq, a predicted model, not a curated record